Molecule: messenger RNA, 1755 nt
Organism: Aspergillus versicolor CBS 583.65
Lineage: Eukaryota; Fungi; Ascomycota; Eurotiomycetes; Eurotiales; Aspergillaceae
Exons: 1
Coding region: 253-1518 (421 amino acids)
Biological process (GO): positive regulation of transcription by RNA polymerase II
Cellular component (GO): nucleus
Molecular function (GO): DNA-binding transcription factor activity; transcription cis-regulatory region binding
Source: RefSeq, a predicted model, not a curated record
AUCUUGACGGGCUCAUCAACUAUUAAUAUUCUUCGAAAUGAGCUCCACACAGAAACACUGCAGAUCGCGCAACGGGUGUUGGACCUACAGGAAAAGGUAUACUGACGCCGGGCCCGCCGAGCAUCACUAACAGGAACCAGAAAGAAGAAGUGCGAUGGCACAGGCACCCCAUGCCGCAACUGUACCAGACUGGGACUACCGUGUGAGAACAAUGUCCAACUCGUAUGGGAAGACGACGUACGAAGAGAAGGGAUGAGGAGGAGGGGCCCAGGCAAAGCCCUUGCAAUGAACAGUCCCCAUGGUGUCGCUUUAACGAGCAGGAUCUCUGGGCUGUCAGCCUGGCCGUUUGAGCUCAAUGCUACCGAAUCUGUGCUUCUCGACCGCUACAUCCAGAGAUUCUCUAACACUUAUCCCGCGUUUUCAGGACCUACAAACCCAUUCCUGACCGUUUUGCUGCCACUCGCCAUGCAGUGCCGUGUUGUCCUGGAUUCGCUCCUCGCACUCAGUGCUGUCCAGAGCUGGGAGAAUGGAUCAUUCGGCAUGGGCGCAGCAAUGCUGAGACUGAGGCAGAAGGCACUGGGCGGGUGUCGCCAGCUUCUAUCCCAGCUUGAUAUGCCUGGAGUUGAGCUCAAAGGAAUGCACAAUCAAACUAUAAUCAGCGUCUUUGCCAGCUGCAUGCUAUUACUCCUUUUCGAAAAGCUCGCUGGGGAAGGCCAAGAGAACUGGUCUCCCCAUCUCAGCUUCAUAGCCCAACUCUGCUCCCAGCCCUUGCUCUGGCCUGUGGACAAGGAGUUUGACUUUCUUCUAAGUCUCUUCUGGUACAACGAUCUUGUCCGAUCAACUUCAUUGCAGGCGCCAACUCUGUCUGACUUUUACCUCACCGGGAUCUCGGCUCAGAUCUCCCUGGACCGACUUUCCAGUCCCGGACGCUUCGCUUUCCCUUGCCUUAUCGCGCGUAUUAGUUCCGGUGACCCAACUGUGACUGAUGCAGAAAUUUCCGCCUGGGAUGGAAGGCUGGACUGGUUUCCUAGCUUCGCCUUGGUGGCGUCAGAGAAUGCUGAGACUUAUUUCCAUUGGGAUAAUCUAUAUCUAGCGAUGGAUCCCCAUUUCCACCGUGUCGAACAUUUAAUCAAUACAUACAACCCAACCGACCAGAUGAUAAUGUCAGAACUGUAUCGAAUUGCAGGCAUGGUCUACAGACGACAGCGUGAAAGCAUGUGGAUUAAUCAAGACCUGUCCAAGAAUCGCCUGGCCCUGUGGGCAGUCCAGCUGGUGCAACUAUUGCCCGAAGGCUCGCCGUACGAAAGUACACUUCUCUGGCCGAUUGGGAUUGUUGCGAAGGAGUUGACUCUUCUUGAUGGGUCCCAGCGGGCCUAUAUCCUUCUUCGUCUAAAUACUCUUGAGCGGCAAUUUCACAUGAAGCACUUUAGCUGCGUGGUAGACAUGCUACUCAACUCCUGGAGUGCAAGUGACGCAGGUAUAGCAAAUACUACGAACAGUACGAUCCUACUGGGAUAGUUGUGCUGAAUAUAUACAGUCAAUCAAACUCAUUUGCAACUGUUAACAGCUAAUAAAGAGAAUCGGAUGCUAGGCUACUGCCCAAGCGGCCUCAUCUCGUACAUGGUCUGCUGGAUAUAAGCAAUCUGCUCGUCUGCCCAUUUCUGCAUCGCGGCGACGUCCACCGUCUCGAUACGACACAGGCCUUUCUUUCCUUCUGGAUCUGACUGCUUGACAUUCUCCUCGUAGCGCUUGCGC